This is a messenger RNA of Cherax quadricarinatus, 1757 nucleotides long. NCBI's taxonomy places the organism in Eukaryota, Metazoa, Arthropoda, Malacostraca, Decapoda, Parastacidae. The record is from RefSeq and is a predicted model, not a curated record.
AUAUGUUAGGUUGGUGGGCAGAGUACCAGUUUGAUGGAGUCUCUAACAUUAUAGGUGGUGAAGUUGAAGGAAAUGUGGUAACAGCUUUGAGGUUAUUCUCUGCCACAAACUUACCUCAGCUAGCACAACUCUGGUGUUGUAAGGACACUAACUGGGAUUCAAGUGUUUGUGAAAAGUAUAUGUCAACACUUCUGCGUUUCAUAAAAAUGUGCUGCAGCAAGAUACCUAGAGAAGUUUUAUCCUUUGAACUGACCAAGAAUGGUGAUGUUGUGUGCAUCAAAAGAAAUUUUGCCAUCCAAAACAGAAAUUUUGAGCCCAAUCAGAUUUUACCAAUAGAAUUCAUUAAGGAUCUUUAUCCACCACCACCACCACCUCCCAAACCUGGUAAAAAAAGGGGACGGAAACCUAAGAUGAAUGUACAAAAACCAGUCCCUAAGAACCCUAGAAUCCCUCAAACAGAAAAAUUUCCAGUUUGGAGGCAUCUUGAAAAUUACAAACACGGCCAGGACUUUUCAAGUUCAUCCACAAGCCUACCAUCAGUAACAACAGUAUAUUACCCGCACUCCCCACACAGCUCUGAUGAAGAACAGGAAGCACAAAGACAUACAUUUCCUCUUGAAUAUCACUUGAAUAAAAUUCAGGAGCAGAUAACCACUUACAAGAAGCUGCUGGACAAAAAUCAACAAAUUAUUAAUGAAGAAAAAUUAAAAGCAAUGAAAAAGGAGGGUAGAAAACUGAAAAAUCAAGGACUAUCUUUGAAUAGAACACCAAUUAGAAGGAAGAACAAAGUAAGGUUAUAUGGACAGUACAAUAAAAGACCAUACAGAUGGGUUAACCAAACAUUACCAUAUAAAUGGACUACGAAUAAAAGGACACAUCAGUAAAAGUCAUAGUAGAUGAAUCACUGACAUGGGAGGAAACAAAUGGGCCAACAAUAAAAUAAACAUUUUCAGAAUAAAAAAAAUGGCCAAGUUAAUGGAAAGAAUAAAGCCAAUGGAAGGAAAUGCAAGAAAAAGUUAAAAAGAAUAGUUAGAAAUCUGAGUUAAUACAGUACAGUUAAUCACCACUUAAAAAUUGAUGCUGACACCCAAGACAACAAAGUUGCAUUUAGUGCAGGUAGUAGUAAUAUGAAAAUGCAUAAAACAGAUCAGCAGCAAUCUCAUUAAACAAAGAUUCUAGAGAAAAAUAAUUAUCAGUUAAUAGCAAAAGCAUUCCUUUCUACAGUACUAUAUUUAAAUUGUUACCCCAUUUUCCACAUAUUGUAGGGAAGAAAAGGUUAUACUAGAGAAGAAGCCACAGUACAGGUGGGGUUAGAACUCUUGGCAAAUGAGUCGUAAAACUACAGGCAGGUUCGUUAACCACUGGGCCAUCUGGUUACAAUAAGAUUCAUCCAACUAGAGAUAUACACUACAGGGAGGUUAGCAUGGGCCCCACUGUGACCACAAAUGCAAGUUUUUACAGAUGAAUCUCCCAUCAGCUUGGCCAUGAUGAACUCAAAGCCAUCAUCAUAACUCACUUGCCAUGGGUUCUAACCCCACCCAUAUUAUGGUUUGUUUGCAACUGUGUUGUUAUGAUUUUGAGUCUAGAAAAGAAGGAAAAAAUUUAUAAAAAAAGGAAUUUUAAAGUAAACAGAAAAAUACAAUAAAUAAAUAACUUAAAAAAAAUACAUUCAUGUUCAGUAUUUAUGAGCAAAAUAAAAUUUACAAAACAACAAUAAAGAAAAUUUUUGGUAAAUAUGAACAUUAGUAAAAAUUACA